CGUCUACACCCAGCCACCGAUCAUUGUGAUCACGUGGACAGACGCGACUGCACUGAGCGACGCGCGUACAGUGCACUGUACAGUCCCGUACAUCACCAAGCCUACACACUGCUUGCUACGCGUAACGUCUGUCCGGUCCAUUUUAUUCUAACCUCACACAAGACGCAUCAUGGCCAGCGCUGACGGAGGAGCCUACAGUUACUCGCUUACCGUCUUCUCGCCGAGCGGAAAGCUUGUACAAAUUGAACACGCGUUGGCAGCAGUAGGCAGGGCACAACAAGUCUGGGGAUCAAAGGUGACCACAAAUGGCAUUGUCAUUGCAACUGAGAAGAAGUCCCCCUCCAUCCUCAUCGACGACUCCAUGAUCGAGAAGGUCGCCAUCAUCUGCCCCAACAUCGGCAUCGUCUACUCGGGCAUGGGCCCCGACUUCCGUGUGCUCGUAGCGAAGGCGCGCAAGUCCGCACAGGCGUACUGGAAGAUCUACGGCGAGUACCCACCCACGAAGACGCUGACGCAGGAGAUCGCGACGAUCAUGCAGCAGGCGACACACUCAGGUGGUGUGCGACCUUACGGCGUGUCGCUGCUUAUUGCUGGCUGGGACAUCACACGCGGGCCGACCCUGUAUCAGGUAGAUCCCUCAGGGUCCUACUGGGCCUGGAAGGCGAGCGCGAUCGGCAAGAACAUGGUGAACGCGAAGACUUUCCUCGAGAAGCGGUAUAACGACGACAUCAGCCUUGAGGAUGCCAUCCAUACGGCACUCCUGACGCUGAAGGAAGGUUUCGAGGGGCACAUGACAGAGAAAACAAUCGAGAUUGGCGUCGUGACCGUCCCAAGCCUGGCUGAACUUGAAUCGGGGAAGAUCGAGGGCACAGGGAGGACGAAGCCUACGUUCAGGAAACUGACCGAAGAAGAGAUUCGAGACUACUUAGCGAUGUAGAGUGCGGUUGACCCUCCAUGGCACGGACUGUGAUGUAUAUCUAGCGCCUUUUUCUGAGUGGUUCAGCAGUGCUUGCCAA
Messenger RNA from Fomitopsis serialis, 1016 nucleotides. RefSeq names its product 20S proteasome subunit. NCBI's taxonomy places the organism in Eukaryota, Fungi, Basidiomycota, Agaricomycetes, Polyporales, Fomitopsidaceae. Gene Ontology annotation, biological process: ubiquitin-dependent protein catabolic process. The transcript has 5 exons. The record is from RefSeq and is a predicted model, not a curated record. Gene Ontology annotation, cellular component: proteasome core complex; proteasome core complex, alpha-subunit complex. The coding region runs from base 170 to 937 and encodes 255 amino acids.